Acromyrmex echinatior (Panamanian leafcutter ant) is the source of this 441-nucleotide messenger RNA. RefSeq names its product extracellular matrix protein f-spondin (gene fat-spondin). NCBI's taxonomy places the organism in Eukaryota, Metazoa, Arthropoda, Insecta, Hymenoptera, Formicidae. Gene Ontology annotation, biological process: cell adhesion. Gene Ontology annotation, molecular function: serine-type endopeptidase inhibitor activity. The record is from RefSeq and is a predicted model, not a curated record. Gene Ontology annotation, cellular component: extracellular matrix.
UAAAUUGCUUUAAGCAAGUUGGGAAUAACUUUCGAAAUAUUAUAUAUAAAAUGUUCCAGAUAUUCCAAAAUGUUAUUUCUAAUGUUGACGGCGUGUCUUCUCGCUGUGACUCACGCCGGAUGUCCCAUGAGACCAACAGUGGAACAAACUUCCACGAGCAGGACGGCAGGUGAUGGUGGUUACAGGAUUCUUAUCAGCGGACAGAACAACGGAUACAUUCCGAAUGCAAUUCAUACAAUUAACUUGCAAGGAUCACAAACACAUGAAAGACUGCAACAAUUCACGCGCUUCACGCUCACGGUGACUUCGCAGCACGCGCCGAAUAAUCCUUUAGCUCGUGUUGGUUAUUUCCAACUGUUUCCGGAUUCUUUAACUACCUUCAACGAGGAUUGCAUUAACACGAUCUCCGAGGCAACUGAGUACCCGAAGUCUGAAGUACGA